Molecule: messenger RNA, 624 nt
Organism: Dichotomopilus funicola
Lineage: Eukaryota; Fungi; Ascomycota; Sordariomycetes; Sordariales; Chaetomiaceae
Exons: 3
Coding region: 1-624 (207 amino acids)
Biological process (GO): late endosome to vacuole transport; protein transport; endosome transport via multivesicular body sorting pathway
Cellular component (GO): ESCRT III complex; multivesicular body
Source: RefSeq, a predicted model, not a curated record
AUGUCGAACCGUCAACUCGCCCGCGACAUGCAAACCGAGUUCCAAGCCCGGUUCAACGCAAAACAAGCCCGUCGCGAAGCCCAAAAGGCUGCCAAGCAGGACAAUGAAUUGAAGAAGCAAAUACAAAAUCUCCUCAAGAAGGGUGAAACCGCCCAAGCGGCGCAAAAAGCCCGCAUGCUCCUCGCCAAGCAAGCAAUCGCCACACAAAUGGACCAAGCCGCCGACAUCGCCGAGCUUUCCCUCGCCCAGAUCCAAGCCAACAACGCGAUGAACCGCAUGACCACCAUGAUGGCGCAGUCGUCCAAGACCAUGUCGCGCGCGCAGCGUUCCACCAACCCGGAGAAGACGCUCCUCACGCUCGAGCAGUUCCGUAACCAGAACGAGGAAUACGCCAUGAGCAACGGCAUUUACCAGGAUGCCAUGACCCAGAACACCUCGGUGCAGGUCAGCGACGACGCCGUGCACGAGCUGCUCGGGAAAUUGGCGGACGAUGCUGGGCUCGAGUUGGGCCAGGAACUGAAUGAGGCCUCGACUAGCAAGGUGGAUCCUGUGAAGGAGCCGACUGAGCCGACGGCGGAAGUGGAGGAUGCGCUGCAGCAGCGGCUUAGGGCUCUGAGGGCUUGA